AUGGCCACAGCGUCAGCAAGUAACACACCAGAAUGUUCUAUUUGUUUUGGAAGUUUUGAAAAACCAAAGAUUGUACCAUGUGGUCACACUUUUUGUUUGUGGUGUAUAGAAAGAUUUAUCGCCGAUAAAACAAAGACAUUCCCCUGUCCGAUCUGUAACCAGGAUAUUAGAAUUCCAAAACGUGGU
Molecule: messenger RNA, 186 nt
Organism: Lottia gigantea (owl limpet)
Lineage: Eukaryota; Metazoa; Mollusca; Gastropoda; Lottiidae
Exons: 1
Source: RefSeq, a predicted model, not a curated record